This is a messenger RNA of Drosophila ficusphila, 3389 nucleotides long. RefSeq names its product ecdysone-induced protein 74EF. Bases 1 to 2259 code for a protein of 752 amino acids. Gene Ontology annotation, molecular function: RNA polymerase II transcription regulatory region sequence-specific DNA binding; DNA-binding transcription factor activity, RNA polymerase II-specific. The record is from RefSeq and is a predicted model, not a curated record. Lineage: Eukaryota; Metazoa; Arthropoda; Insecta; Diptera; Drosophilidae. The transcript is spliced from 9 exons. Gene Ontology annotation, biological process: regulation of transcription by RNA polymerase II.
AUGCAGAAACAGUUGCAGGAACAGAAACCGGAAUGGAAGUGGGAACCAGCACUGCUCACACCUGCAAAGCCCACGCGAAGGACCUCCAAUCCUCGGGGACCAAACACAAUGGCUGCAGAACAAGUUCUUCAGCACCAGCAGGACAUCCAUUGCAAAGGAUCAGAAGUGCUGGAUUCGAUAGACAAACACACACACACACACAGAGUCGGAAAGUCGGGCGACGAGCCACUAACCACCAAUCGUUCGCGCGCAGCCCGCAAAUGUCCCCGCAGCAGGAGCCACCACCACCGCCAGGACACUAGGAAAAGUGGCAGCCGGAGCCCCGCGGACAGCUUCCAGUUGGAUUACUCAAUCGACUUCUUCAAGACGUAUAUCGAUACGCAGCGUUUCUACGCCGGCCACAAGUUGGAUUUCAAACACCAGAGUUGUGCCGGCGGCCCAGGAUCCGGUGGUGGUGUUGCCGGUGGUGGCGGCGGGGGAGUGGGAACGGGUUUGGGCUUGGGUUUGGGACUGGGCUUGGGAGUCGGAGGCGUCGGCAGCAACACCAGCAACUCGGCGACGCAACAACAGCAACAGCAGCAGCAGCAACAACAGCAGCAGCAGCAGCAGCAGCAACAGCAACAGCAACAGCAGCAACAGCAAGUGGGAAACUCAUCGAACGGCAGCAAUUCGGUGGCCGCCUUGUCUCUAAAUCAUCCGCACGCCCUUGGCAGCCACGCCCACAGCAGCCACGCCCACGGACACGCCCACGCCUUAGCGGUUGCCCACGGUCAUCAGCACGGCUUGUUGCAACAGCAACAGCAGCAGCAGCAACAACAGCAGCAACAGACGCAACAGUUGCCGCCGGGCGUUGGUGUCGCAAGUCCCCUGCAGCAGCAACAGCAACAACAGCAGCAACAGCAGCAACAACAGCUGCUGAAUAACGGAGGAGGCGGUGGAACACCCACUCUGCUGAUUGGAAACGGACCGAGUUCCACGGGCGCGGGAUCGGGCAACGGAUCGGUUGCAGCAGCCGCCGCAGCAGCCGCGGCGGCGGCGACGGCGGCGGCGGGGGGACUGCCACACGUGGCGCCACACAGCCUGGGGCUGAGUCCGCAGUCGAGCGCGGAUUCGCAGCAGUUCAACAUCUUCCCGGCGAUCUUCAGCCGGCAGCUGAACUUCUCCGCCGGCGGCACCUCGGCGGGCAAGCUGAGCAUGGACGAGCUGCGGCCGAAUCUGGUCGGUGGGCUGCUGGGGUUGCAGCAGGGACUGCUGGAGGAUCAUGCCAGCAUGCAGCACGGGGGCGUGGCGCAGGACACCAAGUUCAUGUCCUUCCAGGACCAGCGGCUGAUGGGCAUCGGCGGCUCGCACGAGAACCGACUGCUCAGCCUGGCCAGCUCGGUGCAGGACACCCGGUCGCCGAUCACCACGCUGGAGAAGUCCUCCUCCUCCUCGCUGAACCACCAGCGCAAGUGCAGCAGCACGCCGGAGGACUUCAGCGCCCUCUACUCCGGCCUGCCCACCCCCGGCAUGGACUCGUCCUCGCACCACCACACGCCGGCCCACACGCCGCCCUCCCGGCUCUCCGACCACACCAUCUCGGCGGAAGGCGCGUUCAAGAAGCUGAAGCCGGAACCCAACAGCGGCCUGUCGACGGUUUCCGCCGGCAUCACCUCGCCAGGAAGCGGAUUAUCCUCGCUCAGCCAGCACGCCGGCCACACCCCAACCACAGCGUCCUGCCCCACGCCCGCCCGGCGGAGACACCGCACCACAUUCACACAGGAACAAUUAGCGGAACUGGAAGCAGCGUUCGCCAAAUCGCAUUAUCCGGAUAUUUACUGCCGCGAAGAGCUGGCGCGAACAACAAAGCUGAACGAGGCGCGGAUCCAAGUUUGGUUUCAGAACCGACGCGCCAAGUACCGAAAACAGGAGAAGCAGCUGCAAAAGGCUCUGGCACCGUCUGUGAUCCCAUCCUGCAACGGGAUGAUGAGGAACAUCCAGGGCUACAGCGUUUCCCGGGGAUACCAGCCGUAUCCGCACCACAACACCAUGAACCGCUAUCCCCAGGACCUCUUCCAAAUGGGCGCCUCCUCGUAUCCUGGGAUGACGCAACCGUUCUCCAUGGCCCACAGCACGAACAUGGGAUCCGUCGGAGUGCGUCAGGACUCGAUGGGCAUGUCGCCGGAGGACGAGUGGUACAACAAGAGUCUGUCCGCCCUGCGGAUGAACUCGUCGCAUCAUCCCAACCUGUCAGCCCCAAUGCUCCAAUACCAGACAUAAUCAAAGACCUUUGACGACUUCUUUUAAAAGAUCGCACCUUAAUUGCCUUGAUUCCGGGCCUUUAAAGUGCGGUGUUUUAAGGGUGAGUGCGUCAAGCGUUGAAAAUCCUCAAACAUCCACAAAAAACCAAGCACAAAACUCAAAACACAAAACUCAAAACACAAAACUCAAAACUCAAAACACAAAACUCAAAACACAAAACAAACCAAAAACUAUUCUCUGUCUAUAUCUAUGCAUAUAUCGCUGUAUAUAUGUACAUAGUAUAUAUACGGGUGUGUGUGUCAGUCAGUCAUUAGUCUCCAGAAUCGGGAUCGGAUAUAGAGAUAUAGAGAUUCGAAUGGGCAUCCAAAUCUAUGUCGCUUUUCAGCUCUGGGCGGGAUUUACUCAUAAGACUUGUUGAUAUUAUUCGGUGUGUGUUUUUUUUUUGCAUAUUUUUUUUUCUUUGGACCAACCAGAUCCAAAUCGAAAUAAGAUAAGGCUUGGAUGUAGAAAGCCAGAAGAAUCGGAGGUAAACAAAUACGAGCGGAGGAUAUAAUGUAAUAGGCAACUAGUCAUAGAAUCUAAGCAAAUUGUGUAUUGAGAUUUUAUCGUGGCAUUAUAAAAAGUAAUAUAAAAAGCACAAGUCGUGCGAAUAUAUAUAAAUUUAAAUAAAUACCUAUAUACUAAAGUAUGUACUAGCGGUAGGAUAAGAAUUCCGGUUGCUUGACCCCACCCCCAAAAAAAAAGAAACCAAAAAUCAAUGAAAGAAACCAUAGAUGGAGCCCAGUCUUAUCUGAUCUGAUCUGAUCGGAUCCUAUCCUAAGCUCCAACAACGCAACUCUUUGGUUGCUUUCACCGACUCGACUUUCCAUUGCCUGCUCACUAUCCAUUUAAAUAUAGCUUACUCAACAUACGACGUACAUAUAGAGCUCCACCUCCAACCAUCCGAAUGCCUGUCCAAUCCAUCCCUUUCAUAAACUCCAAGUGCACAGUGAAAUCGAAGCAUCCGCAAGUCGAAAGCCCAAAAACCCAACCGAAUAAAACCACAAACUUUCUAACUAAUUCAAGGUGUGUCGAACUAAUUAUAAGAUGAUUUUUUUUAGCUAAGCAAUGCAUUAACGAGUUAUAUUUAAUAAUAAUACUAAACGAAA